Molecule: messenger RNA, 441 nt
Organism: Cladophialophora yegresii CBS 114405
Lineage: Eukaryota; Fungi; Ascomycota; Eurotiomycetes; Chaetothyriales; Herpotrichiellaceae
Exons: 1
Coding region: 1-441 (146 amino acids)
Source: RefSeq, a predicted model, not a curated record
AUGCAUUCCCAUCUGCAUACAAAAGACAAUGUUGGUGCGUGGCAAUCAAGUCCCUUCGAAUCGCAUGCUGUUUUGCUCGAGGCAAAAUGUGUUGCGGUCGAGCUUGCGUUACCCCUGCUUUGGUCUCUCAAGAUUAUUCUCGCAGCAAUUCAAUUCAAAGGUUGCCCAAAACAGUUCGGUCUGACAAAUUGUACCACAGGCUGCGAGGAGAUCAUGAACGCACUCGACGAAUGCCACGCGCGCGGCUUCCUCUACAAGGCCACGGGAGGCUGCAACGAUAUCAAGCGAGAAGUCAACAGAUGUUUAUCUGGCGAACGGACGAAGAAGAGCAGGAAGAAUCGGGAGACUGCUUUGGAGCGAAGAGCGAGGAUCGAGUCGGUUUGGGCGAAGUUCGACGAGGGCGACUUUUCGGCGCUCGAGCAGUUCACAAAGUCGAAAUGA